GUGGCUCAGUUGGAUGAGGUGUGUGGCGGCGAGUGUACAGGUCUUGUGCCACCUUGCCCACACACGCGCGCGCCACUUGCUCCCCACAGACAGUGCAACACUACCAGUCAGCUGGCAGCCGUCGCCUGGUGUAGUGACCACGGGACCUUCACUCACACCAACAACAGUGUUAUGGCAUCACAGAACUCCUUAAGAAAAAUAAUUUCAGAAGCUAGUAGUUAAGGGUUACUGAAACUUGAAGCUGAGAGAAAAUUUACCACAACUUACAACCAAGAUCAAAUUAUCGGAAACUUACGACUAAGCUCAAAGUUCCCAGGACCUUGUGAUCGAGAUAUGAAUAAAUAAACUCUGUUGAGUGAAGUAACUAAGGUGUUGAGUGUGGUGGUGCUGAGCCUCGCUGAGGAGGCUGCACAGUGAUGCUCACAGCGUGUGACAGUGAACAAGUGUAGACUGUGUACUCACCUAGUUGUGCUUGCGGGGGUUGAGCGCUGGCUCUUUGGUCCCGCCUCUCAACCGUCAAUCAACAGGUGUAGGGUGUGUGUGGUGGCGAGCCUUCGUCAGCAGCACGUCACUCACCGCCUCUACGGUCUCCUCGCAGAGGGAAGCGGUGUUGGUGGAGGAGUGUGGCGGCGUGGGGGCGUGAACCAUGUCAUAGAGGGAGUGUGAGGUCCGGUACACGAUGCCUGAGGGGUCCAGCGGCGGCGGGUGCCACAUGUGCCACAUACAUGACCACGUGCCGGGCUCCUCGCUCCUCAGGACACACCCCCUCCGUGUCUCGCACAACCGAUCCCGCAACCCCAGCAAGUCCUCCCAUACCCGCCACUCGCGGGACCACUCGCGGGACCACAUUCACCACUCGCGGGACCACAUUCACCACUCGCGAGACCACUCUCACCACUCCCAUCACUCUCACCACUCGCGGGACAGCGGGUCUAGGGAGAUCAGAGAUGCGGAGAUCAAGCAAGCCAAGGUAGCGAGCGCCCUGGCCAAACUUAGCGAGCGAUCGCACUCGCUGCCUGGGAGUCGAAGCAGCACGCUGUCACGUCCCAACGAGGUCUCCAUUCUCCCAGACGUGGACGCCCACCUGCACCACCGCCACGACAGACGCGGCUCAACCGGGUCACGCGCUGACUACAAUGGGGUGCUGGCGGCGCUGCUGGAGACCCGCGCUGCCAGUCUACCCAGCCACCACAGCGGCUCCGUACACAGAGAGCCAGACCUCUUGACCGCCCUGCCCCGCACCCACCAUAACAGCAGAACAAGCAGCCUCUCCCGGACGCGGGACCCCCACGGCAGCAACUUGACCUUGGCCCAGGACACGGAGCAGGACUAUUACAUGCACAUCCAUCGCGCCAGGUACAAGGAUGAGGCCCGCAAGCAGAGGUUCAACCUGCAGACCGUCAUGCUCAUCGGCUGCUACACCCUACUGUUCGUGGUGGCCAUAAUAGUAGGCGUGGUACUGUGUCAGCAGAAUGGCUGGCUGGGCUUCGGGCACAGCCAGGCGGAGGAGUCGACAGGCGCCGCCAACACGCCGACGCGGAACCUCAACAACCUCUCCACAGGGAGAGAACUGAAUCGUUCAUCGCGCGGGAGAGGCUCCGGCAACCGUGCUAACCGCCCGGGUCCUACUAUAGACUACGACUACACAGAUGAAGGUGGGCCUUCAAACAUCAACACGGCGGGGGUGUUCCCAGUGGGGGCAGGCGUGUCUUUGCCAGGCCUCCCUCAAGGGGCUACAGAUCCCCUCAGGACAGUGAACUUCGUACCCCUGGACCAGAGUAACCCUGGAAACAAUGGCACGCCACGACGCCCUUCUGUAGUACAGAGUGGGCCGACAGGGCAGGGACAUCGCGCUCCUUCAGGUGGUGUGGCUGAUGUACCUACGACCAGAGUAGGAGCAGGAGGAAGCCCCGGCCCAGAUGACAAUGUCAACCCCUUCAGUAACUCCGUAUUCGGCGAGGACAUUCAAAACUCUGGGGGGAGCGGCAAGAGUCUGGAUACUUCUCGUGGCGAACCAACCACCGGUGGCGACCUCUCCCAAGACACCAACCCUUUCAUACCUUUGCCAUCUAGUAAUGUGCCUAACAACUUUAAUAAUGGUGGAGGAAACAUCCCUACCGCUGAUAGUCCAAGCGGUGAUCAACAUUUCCUUAAUAAAAACAAUAACAAUCAGGGAAUUAAUAACAACAGUCCACAAAGCAACUUUCCCAAUACAGCCGUUAACAACCAAAGAAAUAUUAAUUCUGCAUCAAAUGGGAAUUUCAAUAACGGUAGAGGCAAUAUGAAUUCUGAAGCAGUGGGACCUGGAGGAGAUACUGGAAAUGCAGGCGUGGCUGCUGCUGGCAGUCCCUCCAGGGAGAGUCUGGCUAAUGGAUUUGGCAGGAACCCAAAUCCUGCCAGCGGGACCGUCAAUGGUAUGGGAUUCAACUCGCACACUGGCAAUGGUAACGUUAACUCUGGAGAAACAGUCAAUAAAAACAUUCGCAACUUAGGCAAUGGCAACCAGCGAAUGACUCAGGUGAGCAUCAACAGGCAGACCGUGGACCUCAACACUGCUGGCCCUCAACAAAUGGUACCCGUCGACGCUCUGAAUACCAACAUUCAGAACUUGGAGAAUGGAGCGGGUAUCAGGCCAACCGAUCCAGGAACACCCACCCACGUGCCUGCCAUCUCUGGAGGGGAAAGCUUAGGUUUUGGUGCGGGCAACAGGGCUGGCGUCGCUAAUGGAAAUGUCAAUACUGGAACAUCAGACAUAAAUAACUCUCCCAGUAGACAUCUCAACUCUGGGGCAGGUAGUGAUGGAAUUAUUCCAGGUGGGAAUUCUGGAAUAGGAAAUGGAGGAAAUGUUCCAAGGGGAAACCUUCAUUUUGGAAUUAGAAAUGGUGAUAAUAAUAUUCCAGGUGGAAAUUUAAAUUCUGGAACCAUCAAUGGUGGAAAUAUUCCUGGUGAAAAUUUAGGUUCUGGAAUCGGUACUGGAGGUAACAUUCCAGCUGAGAAUUUUAUUUCUAAAACUGUCAGUAGAGUGAAUAUGCCCGAUGCUACUUUCAACGCUGGAACUGGUAGUAGAGUGAAUAUGCCUGAUGCUACUUUCAACGCUGGAACUGGCAGUAGAGUGAAUAUGCCUGAUGCUACUUUCAAUGCUGGAACUGGCAGUAGAGUGAAUAUGCCUGAUGCUACUUUCAAUGCUGGAACUGGUAGUAGAGUGAAUAUGCCUGAUGCUACUUUCAAUGCUGGAACUGGCAGUAGAGUGAAUAUGCCUGAUGCUACUUUCAAUGCUGGAACUGGCAGUAGAGUGAAUAUGCCCGAUGCUACUUUCAAUGCUGGAACUGGUAGUAGAGUGAAUAUGCCCGAUGCUACUUUCAAUGCUGGAACUGGUAGUAGAGUGAAUAUGCCUGAUGCUACUUUCAAUGCUGGAACUGGCAGUAGAGUGAAUAUGCCUGAUGCUACUUUCAAUCCUGGAAGUGGCAGUAGAGUGAAUAUGCCUGAUGCUACUUUCAAUGCUGGAAGUGGCAGCAGAGUGAAUAUGCCUGAUGCUACUUUCAAUCCUGGAAGUGGCAGCAGAGUGAAUAUGCCUGAUGCUACUUUCAAUGCUGGAACUGGCAGCAGAGUGAAUAUGCCUGAUGCUACUUUCAUUGCUGGAAGUGGCAGCAGAGUGAAUAUGCCUGAUGCUACUUUCAAUGCUGGAAGUGGCAGCAGAGUGAAUAUGCCUGAUGCUACUUUCAAUCCUGGAAGUGGCAGCAGAGUGAAUAUGCCUGAUGCUACUUUCAAUGCUGGAACUGACAAUAGAGGAAACAGUCCAGAAGAAAGCUUGAAUGGUGCAGCUGCCAGCAGACAGGCACUCGAUAACGCCGGGAUGGGCACUAAUAACGCAGCUGCCGGAGUCUUCAGUAGCGUAGGAGGGAGCUCCGCAACAGACGGAAGUACUGGAAGCGUUAGCAAUUUCGACCAAGGCAACGUAAACGUUGACAACCUCGGUGGAGUUGGCAUGCAGACUCCAAACUGGAAUAACAGGCCCAAAACUUUAGCGGAACUUCCAGCCCCAAGAUCCCCUAGUGCAGGCGUCCGCAGCCUUGGUGAUGGCAACCAGCACGUGGCACAAAGUGGUAUUAACAGACAGAAGGUGGUCCUCGACACUGCCGGCGGUCAGGAGAUGCGACCCGCUGACGCCAUGAGAACCAACAUCCAGAACUUGGGCAAUGGUAACCAGCCCAGUACGCAGGCCGGCAAGAACGUGGCCCUCGGUACUACUGGUGGCCAGGGGAUACGACUCGCUGACACCUUGAGAACCAACAUCCAGAACUCGCGUAAUGGCAACCAGCGUAAUACGCAGGCCGGCAACAACGGGCAGAAUGGGGCCUUCGGGACUAUUGGUAACCAGGAGAUACGACCCGCUGACGCCACGAGAACCAAUAUCCAGAACUCGCGUAAUGGCAACCAGCGUCAUACGCAGGCCGGCAACAACGGGAAGAAUGGGGCCUUCGGGACUAUUGGUGACCAGGGGAUACGACCCGCUGACACCAUGAGAACGAACAUCCAGAACUUGGGCAAUGGUAACCAGCCAAGUACGCAGGCCGGUAAGGACGGGCAGAACGUGGCCCGCGGUACUACUGGUGGCCAGGGGAUACGACCCGCUGACGCCACAAGAACCAACAUCCAGAACUUGCGUAAUGGCAACCAGCGUAAUAUUCAAGCCGGCAACGAUGGGCAGAACGGGGCCCUCAACUCUGCUGGUGGUCAUAAGACACGACCCCUCGGCAGUAUGCGUGGCAACAUCCGGAACUUGGGCAGUGGAAUUCGAAAUCGUGACGGGCAACAGCCCACACUCGACGCCCAACAGUCGACACUCGACACCCUGAGCAUGGCCAGCGAUGGAGUCAAUAUGAAGAGUCAGAUAACAGGGGGCAGAAGACGUGGGGAAACAGCGUCUCCAGGAAGAGUUGGUGUGGACGCCAGUACUCAGGGAACAGUUAGUCACAACUGGGAAGAAAAUACCGAGGGAAAUAAGCCCUCGGGAGCAGGGGUAGGCAUACCUCUGCCAAGUACUAAUUUUGGCAGAAAUAGCUCUCCAGCGCAGAACACAGGUGCUGUUGAUGUUCAAUUGUUGGGGAACACUGGAACAGUGAUGCCGAGGCCGACAGUGGGUCGGACAGGUGCAGCGCCAGGUGGGAGCCAGGGCGGCUCUCAAAGCACCGUCACACCAAAAUCAAUACUUAGUAGCACGGAGAGAGGCAUCACCGUGAUCCCACCCUCGGGUGACCAAGUUACUCCUCUCCAGGUGAUGCGCGGGUUCUCCGUGCAGCGCGGGGAGGUCGUGGCCCUCCGCACCAUAUCAGCUGACAAUAAAGACAUAACCAUCUUACGACCCGAUCCUAAUGUUGUGUUCCAUAUCACGCCAGACGCCCCCGACGCCGGGGUCUCUCUCAUAAGACACCCCAACCAGAAGCCUCCGGCCUCAUUAACGCCAGGACAUCGAUCUCUGACAAGUUCGAGAAGAAACGGCGACACUCUACGCGAGACGACGUUCCGGCGGCCCCGCGGGAGGAACUCAAAGGUGCUGCGGCGAUGGGAACACAUGGACGACGAGGGCACCCUCUCCCGGGGUCUCGUCAGGAGCGAUGGGUCCUUCGCCUUCUCCAACUGCCGGCCCCCCGAGGUCUGCGGCCUGGAAGAUGGCUGAGUGCCGACGCUCGCGCCUCCUUCUCCAGCUCUCUUGUGUCCUCGUGCAAUAUGUGUAACUCUUGACACAAUGUGAUGACGCAGUGCCCUAAACAUAUUGCAUGUUGAUAAGGUGUAACUAAGGUCAAUGAUGAACAGUUGCAGUGCAAAUAUAAUAC
Molecule: messenger RNA, 5834 nt
Organism: Procambarus clarkii (red swamp crayfish)
Lineage: Eukaryota; Metazoa; Arthropoda; Malacostraca; Decapoda; Cambaridae
Source: RefSeq, a predicted model, not a curated record